AAAAGGGAAAAUAACAAAUGGAAAAAUAAAUAAUUUUCACUGAGAGUCAUUGAUUAAGUCUGCCAUUUAGUCACAUUAAACGACAAUUAAUUUUAUCACACACAUUCGUUUUUCUCGUACUCAGCAAAAAUUCACUUUCUAUUUUAAACUAUUAACUGGCUUUGCAAUUUGGACUCCCACACGAGGACUUAAAAAUAAAUCGAAAUAAACCAACUUUCGUUGUCUGCAAACGACAACGAAGUAACAGUAUUGAAAUUCGAAAACAAAACUGCAGAAUAUCAUGAAAGGAACAGGUUGAGCUUUCUUAAAUGUGCAACAAGCACAAAGGGGAGUAAGAUAUUCGAUUCUCAAGUUUCCAUUUAAUGGCGAUGUUUAAAAUUCCUACCGAGAAUAACCAAGUAACAGUCUAAAUAGACAAAUCCUCUCGACUGAGAACUGAUCACACUGAAAUAACUCACGAACAUUUUAUUAAGAAAACAGAACCACUGCAUCGACCUAUUAAAUUCUAAUCAUCUAUUAUACGAACGUACAACUAAACCUGCACAAAAUGUUACAAGGAAUGCUUUGAACUUUCUUAAAAACCAGGUGUAAUAGUAGAAUAAUAAGAAAGAGAUAUACGAUAUUAAUUUUUCAUAUUUUCAUGACGAUGCAUUGUGCAUAUAGAAAGAGGCGACGACGAAUACUAGAAUCGCGUCGAUUUUCCCCGUUUUGCCGACGUGAUAAUUACCAUCCACAUAAUCGCCUAUUGUUAUCGAGAAUGGCGUAGUUGAAUACUUAUCGCUCAGUUACGUAAAGACUUUUCUCUCACUUUUUUGCCUUGCUAUCGGUCAGUUCCUCGUGUUUCGCGCGUGCUUCACCACUAAACUUCUUACGCAUAAGUCGUCGAUAUUGUAUAGUAAAAUUAACAUCGGACGGUUUUAACCAAAUGUAAACGGGAAUCGAACAGGUUUUCAAAGAAUCAUGAGUGAACCGUGUAAUUUAUCAACUCCUGACUCUGUACUUCCAAUUAUUAUGCAGCGUUCGUACGAUACGAUGUCGAGAACGCCGAUGCGCCCGAUGAUAGCGGAGUACGACCCAAAGAAGCACGGCGUGAAAACAGAACUGUCUGACAUGGUUCUCGUCAAAUACAAGUGCGAGAAAAACGAUGUACCGAUUACCGUCACGAACGGCUCGACGUUGCCGCUCGUGGAACGACCUAACGACGAGGAGGCGGCCCUUUACAAUCCGUUCGAGCACAGGAAGCUAGCCCAUCCGACGUCUGACUUGGAUACACUGAUACACUUGCUCAAGGGCAGCCUGGGCACCGGCAUUCUGGCAAUGCCGAUGGCCUUCCGUAACGCCGGCCUCCUGUUCGGCUUGUUCGCCACUUUCUUCAUAGGCGCCGUCUGCACCUACUGCGUUCACAUUCUGGUGAAAUGCGCUCACGUGCUCUGCAGGCGGACCCAGACGCCCAGCUUGGGAUUCGCGGACGUCGCCGAGGCUGCGUUCCUAGUCGGUCCCGAGCCUGUACAGAAGUACGCUCGCCUCGCAAAGUAAGUGCUUUCACUACUCAUCGUCACUCAUUCAU
Ceratina calcarata is the source of this 1567-nucleotide messenger RNA. Its product is annotated as proton-coupled amino acid transporter-like protein pathetic. The coding region runs from base 961 to 1536 and encodes 191 amino acids. Gene Ontology annotation, molecular function: L-amino acid transmembrane transporter activity. Gene Ontology annotation, biological process: amino acid transmembrane transport. Gene Ontology annotation, cellular component: vacuolar membrane. The transcript has 3 exons. NCBI's taxonomy places the organism in Eukaryota, Metazoa, Arthropoda, Insecta, Hymenoptera, Apidae. The record is from RefSeq and is a predicted model, not a curated record.